AUAAGAAUUUAAAAUUUCAAGCGCGGGCAUUGUUGUUGUAACAGUUAAGGUUAGUCAGUAGCGAUAUCGAAUUUCGCAUGUUAAUAUUAUUCAUUAUAUAUAUAUUUUUCAUUAUAAAGCUAGUUUCUCUGGGGUUUUGCUGUUACAUAGAUCGUGCGUUUCUUGCCACGCUGCAUUUCAGUGUUUUAAACACGAGUAGUGCAGCGCAAAUGGCUUCAAAAAUUCCGGUGCAUGUGGACAACCGUAGUGGAAACGCUGCAAAUCCAGAAGUUGCCGUUCAAGCUUCAAAACAAAGGAAAAUUCAAAACGUUCUUUCAAGGAAAAAGCCUGCCAUGAGGGUCCCCAGAGGCUGUGAUACAGAGCUGCAUGAGCAGAAUCUUGCUUUGCAAGCAAGUAAUGAAGAGCUUACAAGAAUCUUCUCGCAGUCGAAGGAGCAGGUGAUCCAAUUAGAACAGCAGUGCACAGCCCUUCAUCAGGAGAACAGGGAGAUCCGGAAGCAGCUCGACAGUUGCUGUCUGCUGCUGCUUGCUGGGAAUGUUGAUCCAGUUUUGGGUCAGAGAGUUGCAGAAAUGACAAAACAGAAUGAAGAACAGCAGAAGGAUGUCAUGAAUGCUGCAGCGGAUCUGCUUGGAGAGCUGAAGACUUUUGGGAAAUUGGCCUCGGGACACAGACAGCAGCUGCAGCAGGUGCAGGAGACAAUGAGGGUGCUUAAGAGCAGCCAAGAGCAGCACUGUGAGGAGAGGAAGGGCUUUUCUCUGGAAGUGGAGACGAUGGAGAGGGCCCUGGAGGAUGCCGAAGCUCUGCUGCAGGACAUAUAACAGCCAGAUUGUAUCUUUACUUAAUCCGUAAGCUUCAGCACAGCAUAUCUAUUAUACUGUGCUAUGUUGUACCAUUAUUCAAAGCCAAUCUUUCAGUAUUCUUGUAAACUACUAUACUCCUUGGUCUGGAAUAUGUGCUGUUUUGCCUCUUUCUUCCUCAGAUUAAUUUUUUAAAUGUUAUUGAUAUAAUAAAGUCUUAUUUAUGCUUUGCAUAUCCAA
Paramormyrops kingsleyae is the source of this 1037-nucleotide messenger RNA. RefSeq lists its product as uncharacterized. Gene Ontology annotation, cellular component: microtubule plus-end; mitotic spindle; kinetochore. NCBI's taxonomy places the organism in Eukaryota, Metazoa, Chordata, Actinopteri, Osteoglossiformes, Mormyridae. Gene Ontology annotation, biological process: regulation of attachment of spindle microtubules to kinetochore; spindle organization; mitotic sister chromatid segregation. The record is from RefSeq and is a predicted model, not a curated record.